GACCAUAGAUAACCUACAGAUGGUUUACAGCUUCUUUCUAUGAAUGUUAAUAUGGCGAGCUGUGGCUGUUUGGUUUGGUCUGACAGUUGGGAUGCAAGGAGACGAUCCUCCUUACCUAUCAGUUGGCACUGCAGUAAGUGCUAAGUAUAAGGGAGCAUUUUGUGAAGCCAAAGUCAGCAAAGUUGUUCGACUUGUCAAAUGUAAAGUGACUUAUAAAAUGGGCUUGGGUACAGCAACAGUCAGUGAUGAAUUUAUCAAAGGUCCAUUAAGAAUUGGACAACCUGUUCAAGCCAAACAUCCUGAUAAAAAAGACUUUGUUGAUGCUACAAUAACUAAAAUACAAGAUUGCAGUCAAUAUACCGUAGUUUUUGAUGAUGGAGAUAUAACAACAUUAAGGCGCACAGCUUUAUGUCUUAAAAGUGGCAGACACUUCAACGAAAGUGAAACACUGGAUCAGCUGCCGUUAACUCAUCCUGAACACUUUGGAAACCCUGUUGUGGGUGGAAGAAGAGGAAGGAGGUGUAGACAGAUAAAGGAAGAUAGCAGUGAAGGAGAAAUUGAAGAAGAAAAUGAGCCUGAUCUCGAAAUUUACAGUGGCGACAUCGGACGUGUUGUUUGCAUUGAAACUAGUGACAAAAAACGUACAAAAGACAACUGGUUUCCUGGCUUAGUUGUCAUUCCUUCUGCACAGCCAACUGUACGAAUAAAUGCAAAGGAUGAAUUUCUUGUCAGAUCUUUUAAAGAUGGAAGAUAUUAUACUGUACCAAAAAAGGAAGUCACCGAAUUUACAAGAGAAAUGGGAAGUAAAGUCGAAAGUUCUGUGUUGGCAGAAGCAGUGGAAAAAGUACUACGUUAUUUAGAUAAUGAUGAACUUCCAACCCAUUGGGAAAGAAGUUUGCUUUUCAAUAUACAAUCACCGACGUCCGAAUCGGACGAAAAUUAUUCGGAGAGUUCUGAUGACGAAACCUGCGAAGAAAAAGACCAUUUCGUUGCUCAGCUCAUCAAGUUUAUGGACGACAGCAACACUCCAUUAAACAAGAGCCCUAUGAUAAGUAACAAAGAUGUUGAUUUGCAUCGUCUCUUUCGUAUUGUCGAAAAGUUGGGUGGUUACAACCGCGUCACUAACAAGAAUAAAUGGCGUUCCGUUACUUUACGCAUGAAAUUACCCAACACACAUGUUACUUAUAACCAAGUUAAACAAGUGUACAAGAAAUGCCUUUUUAGUUAUGAAUCAUUUUAUCGCACUUUGGGAGUGACCAUGUUAAAUCAUUCACGAUCGACAAAGAAAAGCAAGGGACGAAGUUUAAUAAGAGAUAAAGAUCGUACUACUCCUGUAAACAGUCCCAAACCAGAAAAGGAAGAUGAACUAGUAGUAGAAAAAAGGGAAGAGGAAAAACCUGAAGAGAAACUGAAGGUGGCGAAACGAUUCGAUUUUAAACCUAAAGAGGAAGAAAAAAAGAAAAAAGAUGUGGUGGAGAUAAGUGACACAAACAGUAGUGAUGCUACAGAUCAGUCAGAAGCUGCAUCUUCAUCAUCGGUUGUUAGGUCAAGGAGACUGAAGCUUAAAUUGAGUAAAGAACAUAAACCAAAAACUACAUACAACGACACGCAAGUAAAAGUUAUGGUGGAAAAAUUCGAAGAGACAGCCAAAAAAGUCGAGAAAGAAGAAGAAAAGGUACUGUCACAACAAACCCGUUCUAAAAUACAACUAUCAAACAAAAUUAAAGAUGUUCCCCUUCCUGACAAAAAAGUUCGGGAAACCAAAACACCUGUUAGAGAAGGUCCUUCUAAAACUGUCAAACCAUUGAAAAAACCAACGGAAGAUGACAAAAAACGUGGUCGAAAGAAGACUAUAUCCGACGAAAAACCGCCUGACAGCAAUGUUGCUGAAGUGCCAAAUACGCAAAAUACCGUCACGAUUGGAGACAAAUUAAAAGUAUACUACGGGCCUACUCACGAAUCUAAAGUAACUUAUGAAGCUAAAGUAAUAGAAAUAGAUAAAGAUACUGUGGGGCCUAUUUAUUUAGUUCAUUACACUGGCUGGAAUACGAGAUACGACGAAUGGAUCACUCACAAUAGGAUUGCAGAAAAUUUGAGUGCAAAUACUAAGGCAAAGAAGUUAAAGCAACAAGCAGCAUCUCCUCCUUCAAAAACAACAACAAUUGCACCUAUCACUAAACAACCAGGUAAGCGAGGAAGGGGUAUGUCUAUAACUGGUCGAAGUACUGUACAAGAAGGUUCACGUUCUUCAACACCGUCUAUUAUUCCUUCAACAUCCACCAGGACGAAAAGCCCUGCUACUCCGGCUACAACAAGAACUUACAGAUCAAAACGUCAAGCCGAGUUAAAUCGUCGUACUAGGUUUACAUCGACUCAGGUUGAAACAUUGAACAAUUCUGAAUCCGAAUCUGAAUCAGAACUAGAAUUCGAAAGUCCAGAGAAUAGAUUAGACAAUAAAGGCGAACAAGCAAAUGAAAUUAAGACGUAUAGAAGAAAAUUAGUAAGAACGGCGAUGGCAAAAGUCGAUAAAAGAAAGGAAAAAGAUGAUGAAGACACAGAAAAAGAAGAGGACGAUAAAACCAAACGUCUAAAGAGAAUUAAGAAAAAUCUGGACGAAAAGUCCAUUGAAAGUGAUGAUGACAGUAGUAAUCCUCCAAAAGGACGAGACUUUGAUCUUAAUCAAAUACGUUCUGAAUUAAAAGGUUUCGUAAAAGCAGUGAAAAUUCCUACUCCAGAUUUAGCCGAUAAAGACAGUGCUUCAUCUGACGAAUCCAUGAGCACCACGAACGAUGCCAAAGCAGGUGCUGAGGAAAUGUACGAAAAUGAAAAGCCGGACGAUAAAACGUCCGAAAAAGCAGUCAAUUCUGAUGAUAUUUAUGAAUUUAAAGAACCAGAACCAUUCGAAUUUGAAACUAGAACAAAAACAGUGGAUGAUAAAACAAAGAAACGACUUGUGCCUCGUAUUUUGGACGAUAUGGAUAAGUCCCCAAAAAAGAAAGGAGGAAGAUCACCUCUUAGUAAGCAAGAUGAUAUUGCAGAAAACGAUAUUAAAAGAUUCCGUAGAACACCACUAAAAAAAUCUCCUGUAUCCUGCGAGGAAGAUAAUAAACCAAUCGUCGAAGAUCCCUUCGAUAAACUAAUUGAAUCGCCGUCGUUUCAUAGUGGAAAAGAAAAAGUGCCUGAUAACAGAGCUACAGUUACAAGGGUCCUCAAUUUAGAUGAGCCUCCUCUUAGUUUAUUCCGAGAACUUCCGGAAACAACUGAGGACGACAGUAGGGAUAUUUUGGACUUGUCAGACACUGAAGAAUGCCAAAACCAGCCCUUAUUUACUCGAAAUGAACAAUUAUUUUCUGAAUCCAACUUCUCGAAAGCAUCUGACCAUAAUACUUUAGAUGAUAACAAACAAAAAGAUAGUGAUGACGAUGAAGCCAUCAGGGCUUCAAUUCAGAACGUAAUCGAACAAAGUUCACUAGCAGAGUACGAUAGCGGGGAUGAAUUGGUGAUAACUCAGCCUACAUUAAGUUACCAAGUCAAGAAAAAAGAUAAUGAUAGAAAAUAUAUUCCAACUGUAGCAGAAGCAAUCGAAAGAAAACACCAAGAAGAUAAGCAAGUUGCUACUACAUCCAAGCAGAUUUCGCCGGCUCUUAAAGAGAGCAACCCUACUCUUGUGGAAGCAGUUUGCACUCCACCAGAAAUACUAAUUAAACCAGAGAUCAAAGAAAUUCUUGUUAAACCCAGCCCAAAAAUAGCUGACUCAAUUCUCCAUAAGUUUAAUAUGAUGAAAACUAAAGUAGAAACUAAAAUAAUGGAACCAGAAGUUAAAAAGGAAAUCGACGAUAGUGUAAAACCAAUAUUACCAGCUGCCGAUAUUAAAGCUAUCGAUACAGAAGCUGAGAUUGCUUCUUUAACAAAAGAUACAAAACUUUUAUCAGUUGACGUCAAGACUGAAACCCUCGAAAUGAAACCUAAAUUAUCCGAAACUAAGUUGCCCAGUCCGCCUGAGAAUAAAUUUAAACCCAUUGAAUCUAAAAUUAAAACACCAGAACCCCAACCAAAAUCUGUUGAGCAAAAAAUAAAAAUUAAUGAAAAUAAACCGAAAAUUGAAGUUAAAAGCCCAGAACCUAAUCCCAAAUUAAUAGAAUCUCCUAAAACACCUCCUGAGACCAAAUUUAAAGUUGAACCUAAACUUGAGCUGUUACUAGAAAAGUCUGAAGUAAAACCGGAACUUAUAAAACCCAAAUGUCAAGACACUUCUCCGGGCACUUCCGAAUCGUCUCGAACAAAAUCUAACUCACCCCAAAAUGAUACAGUUUCAGAGCUAAAGAAGAGGUCAGCUCGCAAAAUCAUCAGUAAAGAAUUUAUAGACGAUUCUGACACCGACAGUAGCGAUUCAGAAAAGAAAUUAGUAAUUGCAAGAUCUGACAAUGACUCACCUACCACAGACACUGAAACGAAAAUGGACGUAAAGGAUGAAGAGACGUCGAAAACAGAGGCUUCAGAACAAACUGAUGAUAAUUCUCAAUCACAAGAACCACCUAAGGAAACAAGCAAUACUUCUGAAAAUAAGCCUACUACUAGUACAGAAAGUGAGCCUAAAACCGAAAAUAAAGUUGAGCCUGCCGAUGAUAAAGAAGAAGAAACAGAUUCGCAUCUUCAUUCGUUGUUGUUGUGCGAGGAAACUAUACCCGGCAGUCCAACACCGCCUUCGGAUGACUCGGAAAACGUCGUCAAACAACAGAGCAAAUCCGUUCUCGAAAUGCCGUUCGCCAGUGCUCCCGGAAGCAGCAAUAACACCAGUAAAUUGCCUUUACAUAGCGAAACCAAGAGUCCAAAAGACAGACAUCAACAACAAUCUGUUUCACUUCCAAUUGAAAGCAGAAACACAUCUUCUACAGUCUUAGAUAACACUCCACCUACAACGCCGGAAANACAGCUUUUAUUUCCAGAUACUUUAAUGAACGCCGAAAAUUCAUCUUUAGGCAAACGAAUUCGUGACGAUUCAACAACACCGGCCCCUUGCAAGAAGCGACGACGUUCAUGCAAGGGCACAGACGAAAUAGUACCCGUUAAACGUGGUCGAAAACCGACUAACAGAUCACGACAUAAUACGAACAACACGAAUAGCGAUAGCGAUGACAUGUCGGAGAAUUCCAUGUCGAGCAACAUAGCAAUCGGAGCAAAUAUUGACACCCGGCCAACGAGAUCACCCCGGCCCUCUAAAUAUAAUUUUUUCGUAGAAUUAGAUCCUUCUUGGGAUAGUUCACAGCGAAUAGCGUUAUUACAACAAAAAUUACAAGAGUUACGAAAAACAUACGCAAAUGUAAAGACUGAAUUAGCAACUAUUGAAAGAAGACGAAAGAAAAUACGUAGAAGGGAACGUGAAGCUAAACUGGCAGCUAAACUUCAAGAAUCGAUAGCUACAUGAUCAAAAUUUGCCAUUUUAAGAUAAUAAUGCAUACCACAAGUUCGCAAUGUUUCUAGACACGUCUAAAUAUUAUUAAGUUGUACAAAUUUUAUAAUAAUGAAUUAGUGCUCAGGGCCCGAUAUUCAUAUUCACUCGAGAUUUAUUUUUUGUUUGCGAAGAAACUGAAAAGAAAAGUAAUAUUUUAUUGAUCUCUUACCUUGUCUAAUUUAAAAGAAAAUAUUGAUCGUGCAGAGCAACUAAGACUUUUUAACGAUACGUUCAAUUAUAUAUAAAUCAACUAAUCAAGAGAAUUGUAAUAAAAAUACUCAAAAUACGGAUGAACAAUUAGAGAAACGAAAAUGUUGUAAUGACUUCGAAAAAUUAAAUUAAAUUAAUUGCUGUUUAUUUAAGAACAGGAAAGCUUUAAUUUUGCCUUUUUCUCCUAUCAUUUAUUUGUUGUAAAUAAAGAUUGAUAAUGAUAUGGAUUAAUAAUUAAGAUCUUUUGUAUAAUGUGUAUUUAUUUCUAAGCAUCCCAUAUAUUUUUAUACAUAUAUUUGGUUGUAUGUAUCUGAAUAUGAAUGUUAGGUCUUGAAUAAAAUUAAUAUAGGUAAAAAUGUGUAAAUAUCUAUCAAUCUGUAACAUACAGGGAGAUGUUAUGAAAAAAAUAUUACUUUUAUUUUACAAGACUGAGGAUAACUUCAUAUAAAAAAUAUACAGAAAAAAUAAAUAAGUCUUUGGUCAGUAAAAGUUUGUGUUGUCCUAUUGUGUUUGUUUUCUGUUUUUUUUAAAGUAACCAGAAAUUGUUUACUGACUCCUGUAUAUUACAGAAACGGUGUAUAUAUAUACAGAUUAUAUAUUAAGGAAUUAUAGU
This is a messenger RNA of Agrilus planipennis (emerald ash borer), 6275 nucleotides long. It is a transcript of the gene htk, whose product is annotated as AT-rich interactive domain-containing protein 4B. The record is from RefSeq and is a predicted model, not a curated record. Bases 44 to 5425 code for a protein of 1793 amino acids. Gene Ontology annotation, biological process: regulation of transcription by RNA polymerase II. The transcript is spliced from 15 exons. Lineage: Eukaryota; Metazoa; Arthropoda; Insecta; Coleoptera; Buprestidae. Gene Ontology annotation, cellular component: nucleus. Gene Ontology annotation, molecular function: transcription cis-regulatory region binding.